UACUCGGAUAAAGACUAGCAGGGGGGAGUGGACAGAGUCCGGGGUUAUUGUUGAUCACGAAACCGGUUUGUUGUGUAGCAUGUAUUUCUGCAAUGGCGAAAAUGUAGGGAAUCGAUGGCAUGCAGAUUACGUAGCCUUGAACCCUGCGCCUGCAAAUCGUCUACAUCUGUUCGGGAUCUUUCGCUGUCAACAAUAGACCCACAAAGCGCUCGGGAGCGCGCUGCACCCAACGCCAAGUUUCGCGUCGGUAUAAAUGCAUAUAGUCUCAAAGCUUAAUUUCAGAUGUUGUUUUGCAUCCUGUUGAAGUAAGUACUGUAACGUCAACUUGAUCGGCAUCUUUUGCACGCACGACGUCAUGCAGGAGAUGAGUGUACAAGGAAGAUGAAUCGAGGUCAGUUGAAAGGGAAUAACAAAGAGAACCUGCUCUGCAGUCUCGCUAGCAACCAUUAGCGGAAGCGGCACGUUGUUGUAGUGUUUGACAUUCGAACUUCGCAGUUUCGCUCCGGACGGUUGAGAGCGCAGACACGGUAACCGACGUUUAGCCAUUUUGUCCGACUUUUACUGGAUACAAAUUACGUUAAGCGACAGACGUUGGGCUUUUCAUUUGCUUCGCGCCGGAUAAACGUUAUUUCAAAUACUGAGCACGCGCGUUUGGGGAAUUACCGGUUAAACCUGGAGUUGGCCGUUGGUUAUUCACCGAUAACUGAAGAAGAUGACGACGACACACAACAUUAUGUGAAUCAGACGCACAGUUAAACUUUGUGCUCUGGCACGACCUUGGGAUUGAAAGUGAUCAUUACGUUUAUCAGCAGGCUACCGCCCUGCCCCCUCAGGAGACCCCCUAUGUGGAUUGAAUUGAAAACAACCUACAGUUUCACACAGGAUGGAUGAUCUGGAUGUAAGGUCUCCUUUUUGUCAUCAUCAUCAGCAACAACAUAUUUUGAUUUGUGCAUGGAUCCUGCGGUACUUUUAUCACCAAGCACUUCCUGUGCUGAUCUCCAACACUUUAGUUUGUAAGAGUAUUGACUUUAUCUGAACUGCUGUUUUGAGAGGAGAGAGGUUUUGCAAGUUUUAACUUGGUUUGAAGCAACCUUUUCUCGUUAUCACAUAUUUAUCCUGCUUUUUUUUCCAUGCAUGGAUAGCAUAUAAGCUUUGACCCGACUUCUUGCUCCACUCUGUGGUGAAAUGUCAGAAAAUCUCAACGACAAUAUGGUCAAGUUCCUUUCCCCCCCUUCGAAGAACAUCAACGGCUCCAGCUCAGACACGCUGGUGAGCGAGCGGCUGGGUGUCGAGGUCCGCCGUCGCCACCACACCAUGGAGCGUGAUCUGCUGAAGGGCGAGCAUCGUUUCUUCCGUCGCAGCGUCAUCAACGAUUCCAAUGCUACGGCGUUGGAGCUUGCUCUUGUUUGUGAACCUCCUGUCUUGGAAACCAAAGCCGCUUCAGUGCCCAUACAAUCUGAAGGAUUGGUUGCACCAGAAAAGAAGGAGGAUGUCGAGACAGCUGUAGAGUCAGUGCAGGUGUCGAUUGUGAAUACCGCACAUCUUCUUUCUGCAGAAGCACCACGUUUGGUUGUGGAGUUGAAGUGUGGAGAUAGCCUUGAUGGAAAACGAGAGGAUGAGAAAGAGGAGGAUGAAGAAGGUAAAGAGAAGGCACGGGUUAAGGCAGAACUGCGGGAUGCAAAGGCAGAGCCGGAGGACAAUGAGGAAGUUGAGACAAAUGCUGUCGGGACGUCACCGGAUGGCCGUUUCUUAAAGUUUGACAUUGAGAUUGGACGUGGCUCUUUUAAGACGGUCUACAAGGGUCUGGAUACAGAAACCACAGUGGAGGUGGCAUGGUGCGAGUUGCAGGAUCGCAAGUUGUCCAAGUCAGAGCGGCAGCGUUUUAAAGAGGAAGCCGGAAUGCUGAAGGGUCUUCAGCAUCCCAACAUAGUACGCUUCUACGACUCCUGGGAGUCAUCCUUGAAAGGGAGGAAGUGUAUUGUUCUGGUGACUGAACUCAUGACAUCUGGAACACUCAAGACGUAUCUAAAACGGUUUAAGGAGAUGAAGAUCAAAGUCUUGCGAAGCUGGUGCCGGCAGAUUCUGAAGGGGCUGCAUUUCCUCCAUACCAGGUCGCCUCCGAUCAUCCACCGGGACCUCAAGUGCGACAACAUCUUCAUCACCGGACCUACCGGAUCUGUCAAGAUUGGAGACUUGGGCCUGGCUACCCUCAAGAGGGCCUCCUUUGCCAAGAGCGUCAUAGGUACCCCUGAGUUCAUGGCGCCUGAGAUGUAUGAGGAGAAGUAUGACGAGUCGGUGGAUGUGUAUGCCUUUGGGAUGUGUAUGCUGGAGAUGGCUACUUCUGAGUACCCGUACUCCGAGUGUCAGAAUGCAGCUCAGAUCUAUCGCAGAGUCACCAGCGGGGUGAAGCCUGGCAGUUUCGACAAAGUGGCUAUUCCUGAAGUGAAAGAGAUCAUUGAGGGUUGCAUACGUCAGAAUAAAGACGAGAGGUAUUGCAUCAAGGACCUCCUAAGUCAUGCCUUUUUCCAAGAGGAGACUGGGGUUCGUGUGGAGCUGGCUGAGGAGGAUGAUGGAGAGCUGGUGGCCAUAAAGUUGUUGCUGCGAAUUGAGGAUGUCAAGAAACUUAAAGGGAAAUACAAAGAGAAUGAAGCCAUUGAGUUUUCCUUUGACUUAAAUAAAGACGUCCCAGAUGAUGUUGCGCAAGAAAUGGUUGAUUCGGGUUAUGUUUGCGAGGGUGACCACAAGACCAUCGCAAAGGCCAUAAAAGACAGAGUGUCCCUGAUUUCUCGUAAGAGAGAGCAGAGAAAACUUGUGAGAGAGGAACAAGAAAAGAGGAAGAUGGUACAGGAGACGGACCCCUCACAGCCACAUACCAACACCACAGUCAAACCCUCUGGUCCCGCUCAGGCCUCAGUUAUUAUGGAGUCUGAAGAACAUGAAGGAGACCAGCACCAGCAACAACAGCAGCCUGGAGCCUCUGCUUCCACUGUAGGUUUUGUGGAUGCUCAAGGUUCAGCGUCCGUCCCUGAGACUCACCCUGCCCAGCCAGGCACGUCUUUCAACACCGUACAGUCUGAUGCACAACCACAGCACAUCAUGACCCAUCCACAAAGCAUGUCACAGCACCCAGCCCAGGCCCCUUUGCAGCAGCAGCCGAGCAGUACUUUGACCCCAGGUCCCAUCGCCCAGACUGCAACUGCGGCCACACCCCAGGUGAUGGGUCAGACUGCGACUCUGCCCUCUGCUGUUCAACCUACCGUCCCCUUGCAGUACCAUCAGCCGCCUCAGGAUGGCAGCGCUCCCCCUCCGGGCCCUCAAGUCUUACAGGGACCAGUGAGUGUGUCCCAACCGCAGCCGGUAGAGCAGUCACAACCUCAAACAUCUCUGGUUCCAGCCUCCACAGAAAGUGGUCACUCCGAUGCUGCUUCUGGUCAGAGCGAUGGUAACGAUGGCAGGCACGAGGGGCGCUCUACGAAGCGACCCCAGAGCCGCUCUGUACGCAGCCGCUCACGCCACGAAAAGAUGGCCAAGCCCAAGCUCAAGCUUAAUGUGCUGAAUAUUUCUAAUAUUGGGGACAGAGUCGCUGAAUGCCAGCUGGAAACCCACAACAGGAAAAUGGUCACAUUCAAGUUUGAUUUGGAUGGAGAUAAUCCUGUUGAAAUUGCUCAAAUUAUGAUCCAAAGUGAUUUUAUCUUGGAGAGCGAGCGGGAGUCCUUCAUAGUACAGGUUCGAGAGGUCAUUCAGAUGGCAGAUCAGAAAGGAAAAGCUCAGAAAAAUAGCCAAAAUCAGGUGAGCAGUAAUUUGGACCAAGUACCUGAAAUUUCAACAUCCAGUGUGCCUGGUGUGCCACCUAGCGUAGCAGCACAGGUUGUACAUUCAGCAGGCCGGCGAUUCAUAGUUAGCCCAGUGCCUGAAGCAAGACUUCGAGAACCAUUUUAUGGACCUCCUUCUGCAAACACAUCAUUUGAAGACUCGACACCAGCAUCUGAUCCCACAUCAGCCAGCAGUGUUCAGCAGGACCAAGCUAGCUUUGCCCCAGGCUCAACCCAGAUUUCUGUGGUACCACCCACACCUGGAGGUCUUGCCCCAGAGAGCUGUCUCCCUCCUACUUCUCAGUCCUUAUACCAGAGUCCCGUCCCAACAGCCACUGCAACUCUUACAACAGUCACCACUCAAGUAACCACUCCUACACCAUCAACCACUCAGCAGACCAGAACAGGGAGGAUGUCUCCUUCUCCAGCCCCAACUGAAUCACCAGCACCACGUCGACUGUCACUUCCAACCCCUUCCCAGAUUCCCCAAAACAUUGUGGCUGAGAGCAAUGGGUCGGAUCAAGCUCAAGCCGGCAUUCAGCAGGUGCAAGUCGGCCCCUCGUCUGUUCCUGUGACGCAGGUGUCUGUGACGGGAGAUGGUGAGAGUGAUGUACAGGGGAAGCCACCUGGAAUUGAAGACAUCCAUGCUUUGGACCAGAAGCUGCGUUCCCUUUUCAAAGACUCCUCCCAGAGCUCCUCUAACCAACUUGAUGGAUCUGGAGAGACGUCUGCAUCCUCCCCACCCAGCACUAUCGGCACUAUCUCUGGUGUCACGCCUUCCAGUUUAUCUCUCAGUUCCAGUGGGAACUUUGCACCUGGUGCUUUUGCCUCACUUGGGACACCUACAAGCUAUGCCCAGACACCAACUGCAGAGCCGUCCCCACAAAGGCCACAGACCUCCGUAGGUGUAACUCUACCAGAUGGACAGACCAGCACUGAGGAGAAAGAGCCAGCAGCAUCACCACCUGAGAAAGCUUUCAAACUUGGCCGAUUUCAGGUUUCAGUGGCGAGUGAUGAAGUCCCAAGCACUGCUCAAGAUGCAACAGUCAUAGUCUCAUCUUCCUCCAUCACCCCAUCUUCAACAACAUCAUCAUCAUCAUCAUCAUCAUCAUCAUCAUCCUCCUCUUCCUCUUCCUCAUCAUCACCGUCUUCACUCUCUAGCCCUGAAAACACUGUUCAUAAAUCUCAAACUCCUCCCAGGAUCAGCCCUGAACCCGUCCCGUCUACUACUACAGUCGGCCGCUUUCAGGUGACCUCCAGCACUGACAUCAAAGUGGGCCGCUUCUCAGUGACUCCAGCAGAAGGGAAGAGCUCCUCCGUAAGCUCUGCUGAGGGACCAGACUCUGCUAAACCGACCCCUUCCAGCGUGUCCAUCACAAAUCACUACCUCAGCAGUGACAACGACUCGGAACCAGAAGAUGAGGGCUUUAAACGAGAGAUGAACAAGCUCAGGGAGAGACAUGUGGUCGAGAUCCAGGCAUUACAGAAUAAGCAGAAAAAGGAAAUUGAGGAACUCUAUACACGUCUGGGCAAAACGCCGCCCUCUGUGGUGGUCCCUCCCACCGUGGCCAUUGCGGCUGGCAGACGGAGACCUGUUAAGGGCAAGGGGACCAGGUCAAGAAGUGGUAGCGGCACUGGUUCUUUUCAACAAGGGAACAAACAAGCUGUACAGAGUGGACAAAGUUCAGUCAAUCUGUCAGCCACUGGAAAGACUGAAACCAUAUCAGGCUCAAACGUUCAUGUGCAAGGUACCACAAGUCCAGUAAGAGAAGAGAAUGGACAGAGCCAUGACCAGGACCAAGCACCUGCUGCUAAUCUGCAACAUAAGGGCACAUUCACAGCUGAACUCCAUCAGCUGGUUGACAACUGGGCCAGGGAUGCCAAGAACAAGAUGCCACAUGUCAAGAAAGGCUCCAGAAAGAAUGCGCAAGCCCAUGACAUGAUGCCGCGUAAAUACUCUGCACCAGGUCAGCUUUGUUCCAUGGGUGGUCACAUUCCAGCCGCCGUCAACCCCACGGCCGGACGGAAGGGUUCACUAUGUCUAACCAAUCAGCAGUACAGCUACACCUGCCCCACCUACAGCAUGCCCCAGUGGACUCAGGCAGGCCCGCUGUCAUCCACCGCUCCCCCUGCAGGACUACAGCAGGGCUUUCUAAUACCCUCUGGAGCUCACCAGUCUGGAAACAACUGCGGGUCAACCAAUCUACGGACCACUCAGGCGAGCUAAAACCACAGGGUUGGUACAAGGAAGGGAAGAGCGGUGCCUCACGGGGUUGAGAUUAUCGGACCUAGUCCGUUACAUGGACAUGUUUACAUGGCAAAGACUUUCAGGUCCAUAUAAUGUGACUCGGGUUAUUCGAAUCUGAUCUAACCUGCUAUUUAAAAUGAUUGACUGAUAGAUGAAUGUGUACAUUUGAUAAAGAGGCACAGGAAGGGUUAAACAUCAUAUAUAUAGCCUUAUAGUAGAUACCGUAAUAAAGUCAGGCAGUGAAAUACAAUGGUGUUGCAGUUUACCUACAGACAUGGAUGGAGAGAUGGAAAGAGAGACUCCACCACCAACACAAGCCUGAACGAGUGAGUGUAUCCUACAUACCAGUCUAGAUUGUUGCAAGAUGGAUAAAGAAGGUAGGUAGGAAGGAAGGGAUGUUGGGAGUAACAGCAUUUUAGAGACAAGUAUUGAGGGACUUUUGUCUUUAGUUUGAGUUUGAACGAAAAGAAAGAGGAUGUGCAAUUGAGGGAGGUUUAAGCAGGGUUCUAUAGCUCUUUGUACUUGCACGUAUUUCAUAGCAUUGUUCAUUCGUGACUUUUGUUUUUUAUAUCAUUUAUGAUGAACUUACAGUAAUACAGUGUAUCUUAUAUAGACAGUCACCACUACUCCCUGUCCACACCAUCUUUUUUUUUGUAUGUAAGUGGAUAGAAGGCUUAUUUUGGAUAAGGAUGAGCAUCCUGAAAGCGUACUUCUUCAUCCAGUCACAUGUUGCUUUCAGUUUGAACGAAGCUAGCCUUAAACCACAGGAUUAUGUCUUCCCCUGUCUUUGAAAUGUCACAACCAUCAAAGCCCAUGCAGAUGUGCUGUAGUAAAUGAAAUACUUGAUUUUGGGAAGUGACCAGCCUUGUGCAUUUGACUGCAGCGACGUAGAAGUACAGUAUUAAACUACAGCACCUCAUAACCAGUUUGUUGAUAUCACUCCCCCAAACCAUUUUUUCUAUACCACAAAUUGAGUGCCAAUUGUUUGCGGAAGUGACAUGCCGUCACCUCGAAAAUGAUUCGCUUGACUUCUCUAGAGAAGGUAAAUGUUACUGCAAUGCAGAAAACGCGCCAUUUAAAGGUUUAACCGACCGGGGAGGUUUUAUUUGUUACUUUUGAUACUUGAGUCCUUUGUAAUUGACCAGAACCACAUUCAGACACAGUAAAACUGUUGAAAUACCACUAAUCACAGUCACAUGCUUCCUUCGCAUAACUGAAAUUCUGAAAACAAUCCAUAACUCACUUGUUCCCAUAGAAAACAGCAUUAAAUUUGUGGGGUCAAAAAUUGCUGCUGAUGUUUUCUUUCAAUAUUUUUCCAUC
Messenger RNA from Labeo rohita (rohu), 7380 nucleotides. It is a transcript of the gene wnk1a, whose product is annotated as WNK lysine deficient protein kinase 1a. NCBI's taxonomy places the organism in Eukaryota, Metazoa, Chordata, Actinopteri, Cypriniformes, Cyprinidae. Gene Ontology annotation, biological process: positive regulation of potassium ion import across plasma membrane; intracellular signal transduction; monoatomic ion homeostasis. Bases 1186 to 6039 code for a protein of 1617 amino acids. Gene Ontology annotation, cellular component: cytosol; cytoplasm. Gene Ontology annotation, molecular function: potassium channel inhibitor activity; protein serine/threonine kinase activity; chloride channel inhibitor activity. The transcript has 24 exons. The record is from RefSeq and is a predicted model, not a curated record.